This is a messenger RNA of Zea mays, 2518 nucleotides long. RefSeq lists its product as uncharacterized. Bases 1603 to 2133 code for a protein of 176 amino acids. The record is from RefSeq and is a predicted model, not a curated record. The transcript is spliced from 2 exons. NCBI's taxonomy places the organism in Eukaryota, Viridiplantae, Streptophyta, Magnoliopsida, Poales, Poaceae.
UCGCCACAAAAAAAUCUCGUUAUUACCAAUGGCUCUCGUGGCUACAAACCCUUUCGCAUUUGGACAGUGGUUAUUAAAGCAAAAAACAAAAAGGAAAAGAAGGUUUGCCUUAUGAUUGCUAACAAGACGAAGAAGAAAGAUACCUUCGCAGCGACACAUGUACGUAGAAUUAGAAAAAAAAAAUGUAAGACGGCCUUUCACAACCUUUUCCAAACAGUAUAUACUAAGCCGGCCUGUUAAAUAAAUAAAGGCAAAACAAAAAAAACGGUUCACGCACGAUGUGACAGGACAUCUAGUGAAGACAAAUGUGGUCAGAGGAGGCUCCCCAACCCCGAGGAGGAAGAAGGGGCAGCAGCAUUUACAAGGCAGAGGGGGGACACGAGGAGAGUUGCGCUCCUCAAGUCACGGCAGCAGGCCCUCACUUGACUUCAAUUCUGCGCAGAAGAGCAGAAGUCUGCGGCCCCUCCGUUCCUCCAGCUCCAGUCCCAGUCCCAGUCCCAGGUAUGGCUCGUGUGAUCAGUUUCUAGCUUCCCUGCGUGAUCUGCUCCACGUAACGAGCGCAUAUGCUCUUGGCGAGUCAAGGUUAGUAUAUUUCUGUGGGAAAUGUACCACCAGUCGAAGCUCGUCCAGCGGGUGAAUGCUGCAGAUUUGCUGUCCGAAUCUGGAUUGUUCUAUGCCAUUUCUCCCAACUUUUUUUGCUCCUCUCUCCCCUGUCUCUCGGUGUUGCCGAUUACUGAGCCUUCCGUGCCUGAGGGACUGAACUAACAAAGUACUGAAUGGUUGUAAGUGCAUUCUCGUAGUUCUAUGCAUCUUGCUGUGCCUGAUGGAGGACCUCAACUAAUCUGUCUCAGAUCAGAGCCCUGCCCUUGUAUUCUCCUCCAAUCUUCCUUCUGAGUUUUGGCUUGCGAUCUUAUUUAUGGUGGUGGCCAAGGAAACGGAAACACUGCAGGCCGGAAGCCUGUUCCAAAUCCAUGUUCCAGCGCUUGCUUGUUCCAUCCCAGUUUACAUACAUAUCUAUAGGAUAGAGGAGUGAAGCCGCAGUUUUUGGUUUACCCAUUAGAUUACUCCCCCUCAGGAAGGAACCCCAGUGGCUGGAAUUAAAAAAGCGAGCAAGAAUCCAAGGGGCAGAAAGGGGUCAGGGGAUGCUAGGUUCUUUGCUUUGUUAGGUUGGCCGUUAGCACAUCCCAUGAGCAAGAGAAGUGAUUCUGGAUGCUUGCCACCAGCUGUUUCUGCUCUUGGAGGCGAACCAUUUUGAUCAGCACAGCUUCUCUUUCCUAGGAGGUGAAUUGGUGGAAAGAAAGGGCAAGGCAAGGCCAUCCACACAAUAAACACGCGUCCCCUCAAAAGUUGGCAUCAGGGAGGAAAUUGGGGCAGAAAGGAGGGGACGAAAAGGAGGGGAGCAGCCGAGGGCAUCUAUCUUUACACCUCUGUUUGUUGGUAGCAUCGUCCACCACUCCCUCCACUCAGAAAGAAGCCACACGCAGACGGCACAUCGCUUUCCAUGGUCGCCUCCCAUUAAAACACCUGUUAUGACAGCUUCUUCCGGCAUCGUUGAGAUCUCCCAAUCUAUGUGAAACACUCGUCACCGCUACAUUAACUACCAUGCCUUGCGCCGCCACCGAGCUCGUCCAUGGCGAGGGAGGCACGGUCAAGGUAGGCACAACGGGCACCAUCGGCUCGCUCAUGACAAGGGAGCUGGACUCCACCAAGGUGGCGGCGCCGCAGGCAGCCGCGGCCGCGGCCGCGGGCGCCCCACCGCUGAGGCGCCAAGGCGGCCCGGUCUCGGUGCCGUGUGGCGCCACCACUCCCCGGAAGCUCAUGCUGAGGAAGAGCUCGUCCGACGUCUCCAGCAGCAGCAGCAGCAACAGAACCGGCCGCGUGGGCACCGAAGAGGCGUGCAAGCCGAGGAGGGCCUCGCGGACGAACACCUUCGACUCACCGAUGCUGCGGCCCGACGGCGGCGCGCUGGUGGACCGGGCCCCGAGCGCCGGCAGGGCGAAGAAGAAGGGGACGAGCGUGGGCGUGCACGGCGGCGGGGUCCAGGUGGUGGACGUCAAGUGCGGCAACCCGAUGAGCAUGAGCAGCCGGCUCAGGAAGCUCGGCUUCUCCAAGCUGUCGCAGACGUUUGCGUAGCUUCAAUUCUGUGCAGUGGAGCAUGGCGAGGGGCCGAGGGCAAAGGACCAGCGCCAGCAUCGGAAUUGAAGGGUCUGCUUGCUGCUGCCCUUUCCUUGAGGGCGUCUUCGGCUUUGGAGGACAUCUGCCAUGUGCUGGAUUUAGUGCAGCAAUCAUUCACUAACAGUGUGAGUGUCCAUUCGGUCCGGCCUUGUGGGCUGCCACUGCCAUCCAGUUCGCAUCUAGCUGUAGUCGCUUUUUCUAGCUGUUUUUUUCUCCACUAUGUGGAAACUGCUGUUGCGCUCUGUGUAUGGAUGAUGUGUUCAACUGUAGGUGCAAGAGCACCUUGAUUAGAUCUUCUAUUUUUUUUCUGCUUUAUAAUAUAUAAACAGUUAUAGGAGGGCAA